UUCCUGUCCGAAGUCUUAAAAGGCUAAGGACAAUAGCGUCAUUUAGGAAGGACACUCUCAUCAACAGACAACUACGGCUAUGUAUUUUCGUGGCCGCCGUGAAAAUUCAUGGACGGUAGUCCCACUCUCACGAGUUUCGAAGUCUCAAAGUUUUGAAGCUUUAUAUGGUGUAGCCGAAAGAUAAGAGAAGAAGAGCUCCUUCCUCGCUUUAUUCUACUACAACUUAAACUACCGCUUCCGUCUUUGUUCUCUAGAACAUCCAAGAACCAACCCAGGGAAUUUCCUAUUAUUUUAUUGCAGUUCAGUUUUUCAGAUUAGUAAUGGGUGAGAAGGUUAAGAUUAGCCUUGUGGUCAUUGGUCACGUUGGCUCUGGUAAGUCAACUGCAAUUGGCAAACUUGCCGACGAGCUUACAGUUAGUACCAGCGGUUUCGUGGACAGGGUUCUUGAGCGAGUUGCUAGGAGUUUAUUCACGUAUGCUUCGCCGCUUGACAAGCUCAAGGCUGAACGUGAGCGCGGUAUCGCUACUUCGUCGUUGAAGUUUGAUACCACCAAAAACAACAUCACGGUUACUGAUGCUUCGGGGCACCGUGACUUUAUGAAGAACAUGAUCACAGGAACUUCAAAGGCGGACUAUGCUGUUAUCUUUAUUGAUAGCACCCCUGGUGGUUUUGAAGCUGGCAUGUCAAAGGAUGGGCAGACACGUGGGCAUAUGGAGCUUGCUCACACUCUUGGUAUCAAGCAAUUGAUCUGUUGCUGCAACAAGAUGGAUGCCACCAUUCCCAAGUACUCAGAGGAGAGGUAUGAUGAAAUUGUUAGGUCAUUGUCUUCAUACUUGGAGCAGAUUGGCUUCGAUCCUUCAAAGAUCCAUUUCAUUCCCAUCUCUGGGCUUGGAGGUGAUAAUCUGACUGGAAGGUCUACCUACCUUGACUGGUACGAUGGUCCAACUCUCCUUGAAGCACUUGACGAGAUAGGGGAGCCUAAAACACCCUCUGACAAGCCUCUUAGGCUCCCAGUUCAGGAUGUUUACAAGAACGGAAUUGGUACUGUCCCAGUUGGUCGCAUAGAGACUGGAAUCCUCAAGCCUGAUAUGAAGAUCACCUUUGGCCCAACUGGAGUCACUGCUAAAGUCAAGUCUGUUGAAAUGCAUGAUGAGGCUGUCCUAGAGGCCUUCCCUGGUGACAAUGUUGGCUUCCAUGUAAAGAAGGUGGAUGCAAAGGAUCUUAAACGUGGGUAUGUUGCAUCUAACUCAAUAGAUGAUCCUGCCAAGGAGGCUGCUAGCUUCACAUGCCUUGUCACUAUCAUGAAACAUUCUGGCCUGCUUUUUAAUGGACGUACUCUAACUCUUGAUUGCCACACCGCUCGUGUUCCUGCCAAGAUUGUUGAAAUCUUGAGCAAGAUUGAUCGAAGGUCUGGUAUGGAGAUCGAGAAGGAGCCUGAAUUUCUGAAAAAUGGUGAUGUUGCUGUUAUGAAGAUGGUUCCCACUAAGCCGAUUGUUGUGGAGGCUUUCUCUGAUUAUCCACCAUUGGGUCGAUUUGUUGCUCGUGACGGGAGUCAGACUGUUGUUGGUGGUGUUAUUAAGAAUGUUGAGAAGAAGGAAUAUCCUCGUGGAGCAAGCAACAUGAAAUUUGAUGCAAAGGAGGCAGCAAAACGCUCUGGAGCUGCUCUGCGUGGUAUGCUGCCACUGCUGGUAAUUGGGGGCCAAUGUUUCCUUGGCGUAGGUGAAAAUGAAAUGUAGAUGAUAGAAGUGCUUUCUUUUUUGGCUGAAAAAGAACUGCAUUUAGCAUAAUAGAAACAGUGGUGCUGUUUUGAAUAUGGGUGUUUGCUUUAAUAAAUAAUAAUGAAAGAAAAAAAAAGAAAGUUUGCUCUGUUUA
This is a messenger RNA of Ziziphus jujuba (common jujube), 1872 nucleotides long. Its product is annotated as elongation factor 1-alpha. Gene Ontology annotation, molecular function: GTP binding; GTPase activity; translation elongation factor activity. The transcript is spliced from 3 exons. The record is from RefSeq and is a predicted model, not a curated record. The coding region runs from base 321 to 1736 and encodes 471 amino acids. Lineage: Eukaryota; Viridiplantae; Streptophyta; Magnoliopsida; Rosales; Rhamnaceae. Gene Ontology annotation, biological process: translation; translational elongation.